This is a messenger RNA of Wyeomyia smithii (pitcher-plant mosquito), 844 nucleotides long. It is a transcript of the gene eca, whose product is annotated as transmembrane emp24 domain-containing protein eca. Bases 154 to 804 code for a protein of 216 amino acids. Lineage: Eukaryota; Metazoa; Arthropoda; Insecta; Diptera; Culicidae. The record is from RefSeq and is a predicted model, not a curated record. Gene Ontology annotation, biological process: Golgi organization; endoplasmic reticulum to Golgi vesicle-mediated transport; intracellular protein transport. The transcript is spliced from 4 exons. Gene Ontology annotation, cellular component: endoplasmic reticulum-Golgi intermediate compartment; COPII-coated ER to Golgi transport vesicle; Golgi apparatus.
AUAUCAACAACCCUACUCGGCGCUGGUCGAUUGACGUGUCUAGCUGAUGAUCGUGCAACGUUAGUUAUUUUGCAUAUUUCAUUAUAAGAAUUAUUUUUUGAAAAUAUACGCUUGCUGUCAUCGAAUAUUACGGCAAAAAAAAAAUAUAAAAUCAUGCAGUUGUUAGUUAAGAGUAUUUUUAUUGUUCUGUUUGUGACUCAAUUCGCCAGCGCACUUUAUUUUCAUAUUGGAGAAACCGAGCGCAAAUGUUUCAUCGAAGAAAUCCCAGAUGAAACAACCGUAAUAGUUAACUAUAAAGUGGAAUUGUAUGACCCUAGAAGCGGAGGGUUUAUGCCAUCCUCACCAGGAAUCGGAAUGCACGUCGAAGUUAAAGAUCCAGACGAUAAAACUAUUUUAUCACGAGUGUACAGUUCUGAAGGACGCAUAUCUUUUACAUCGCAUACUCCUGGAGAACAUGUAAUCUGCAUGUAUUCGAACAGUACUGCUUGGUUUAGCGGAUCUCAACUCCGAGUACAUCUAGACAUUCAAGUUGGUGAACACGCGAUUGAUUAUGCAAAUGUGGCCCAAAAAGAAAAGCUUACCGAACUGCAAUUACGUAUUCGACAAUUACUGGACCAGGUCGAUCAAAUAACUAAGGAGCAGAAUUACCAACGGUAUCGUGAAGAACGCUUCAGGCAGACAAGUGACAGCACGAACCAGCGCGUUUUAUGGUGGUCAUUGGCACAAACUCUUGUUCUGGUCAUUAUGGGGUUGUGGCAAAUGAAGCAUCUAAAAAGCUUUUUUGAGGCGAAAAAAUUAGUUUAAUAGUCAUUUGAGUUAAUAAAGUCUCCUUCCUAAAAGCAUA